ACCGUGUAUUUGUCGAUUGACAGAUUGAAUGGCUCCGCAGGAGGGCCAUUAUCUCCGAAUAAUAUUAUCUCUGGUUAGUCGUUAAUUAAUUCAAUCGAAUUCUACUGCACUCCGUCAGCUUUGAAGUGGUAAAAAAAUCUUCACACAGUACUACUUCCAACUAAAUAUCAAUGUGUUAAAACGCCUGGGAAACACUUGUUUCCGUGUACCGGUUACGCCCUUCUGGGUGUAGAAAUUGUCGACUGAUUAACUGAUUAGUCAUACUAAUCAAGCGUUAAAUCAUCGUUCGAACCUUAGCACAAACAGACAAGUGUCAAACGCUGAACCCAAAAUCGAAUAAAAUGGACAGCGAAGGACGGAAAGUAAUCGUGUGUGAUAAUGGAACUGGGUUCGUCAAGUGCGGAUAUGCAGGCUCAAAUUUUCCAGCACAUAUAUUUCCCUCGAUGGUUGGGCGGCCUAUUAUAAGAGCCGUUAACAAGAUUGGUGACAUCGAAGUUAAGGAGGAAUUUUAUGUCCGAGACUUGAUGGUAGGCGACGAAGCGAGUAAACUUCGCUCAAUGCUCGAAGUUAGUUACCCUAUGGAAAAUGGAAUUGUCAGGAAUUGGGAAGACAUGUGCCACGUAUGGGAUUACACGUUUGGCAAAGAAAAAAUGAAUAUAAAUCCAAAAGAGUGCAAAAUAUUAUUGACAGAACCGCCAAUGAAUCCAACAAAAAAUCGUGAGAAAAUGAUACAGGUGAUGUUUGAAAAGUACGGAUUCGAUGGUACGUAUAUCGCUAUUCAGGCUGUUCUCACGCUCUACGCACAAGGCUUGCUCAGCGGAGUAGUUGUGGACUCUGGAGACGGUGUGACCCACAUUUGCCCAGUUUAUGAAGAAUUCGCCCUGCCCCAUCUGACGCGAAGAUUGGAUAUAGCUGGGCGUGAUAUUACUAGAUAUUUAAUAAAACUGUUAUUGUUGCGAGGCUAUGCCUUCAAUCACUCGGCUGAUUUUGAGACCGUGCGAAUGAUGAAAGAGAAGCUGUGUUAUAUUGGUUACAAUAUUGAAACAGAGCAAAGGUUAGCCCUCGAGACAACGGUCCUCGUGGAACCUUACACACUUCCAGAUGGUCGAGUUAUCAAAGUUGGCGGAGAACGAUUUGAGGCACCCGAAGCUCUUUUCCAACCGCAUCUAAUCAAUGUCGAAGGCCAAGGAAUAGCAGAACUUGUUUUCAACACUAUCCAAGCUGCAGACAUUGAUAUUCGAAGCGAACUUUACAAGCAUAUUGUUCUUAGCGGGGGUAGCACCAUGUAUCCUGGACUUCCAUCCCGGUUGGAACGUGAACUGAAACAACUCUACCUUGAACGAGUUCUCAAAAACGAUAUUGACAAAUUAUCGAAAUUUAAAAUCAGGAUUGAAGAUCCUCCAAGACGCAAGGACAUGGUGUUUAUCGGUGGUGCAGUGUUGGCGGAAGUCAUGAAAGACCGUGACUCCUUCUGGAUAACGAAGGAAGAAUAUGAAGAAAAGGGUCUUGGCGUACUAAACAAAUUGACUGCCCGUUCUAGUUAAAGAAAUAUUCAAUUAGAAUAAAAUAACAAAACGAAAUCUAAAUCGCAUGAGGUGAUCAUACGAUAAAAAUUUUCAUAAACGACACAAAGUGAAGGACUUUUGUAACUGGAACUGGUUACAAAGUAUCCCAUUCCACCUUGAAAAUGUGCUUGGAUAUUAUUACACAUCGUUUAAAAUUACUUAUUAAUACUAACUGUGUAUUUCGGCAAUGAAAGGUUCAAUAACAUUUUUAAAUUUUUGUCAAAAAAUCGAAUUUUCUUUUUUAUCAUUAUUAAAUAUGCCAGAUAGCGAUAAAACUCUAAAGAGUGAACUAAGUUCGAGGGUAUGAUCCGUUAUAAAUAAAAGAUAUCAUUCAUAUUAUUGCAAUUAGAUAUCAGUUCUAUGUUAUCAACGGUCAGUUUGAUAAGCAGUAUAAUUUCAUCGCAUAGAUAUAGAAAUUACGCAAUGCCUAAACAGGGCUUUUCGUGUCAACUAAGCCACUUUUGCUCGUAAAACAAAAAUUAACUGUCAAAAACUCAGUCUUCUUCUGGCACCUCAAUGCUGUAGGUUACGGCAAUACAGACAGACAUGAAUUUUUUUUUUUAAUAGAAAAUCAUGUUAAAGAUUUUAUGAAGUGUAUGAAAAAAUCUCCAUUUUGAAGGAAAAGAUAGUGUUACAGUUGUCGAGUUAAAAAAAAUCACUGACAAAAAGCAGUAAAUUGUGUAGUAAAUAUUGAUUAUGUAUGAAUCAUUCUAGAACUAUGAACCGUACUUUCGACAUAUACUUAAAAAUAUUUCCAACCAGGUGCAUUUAUAAAAUUCAUAAAGUAAAGAAAGAAAGAAAUAAAAAUUUCAUUUUUAGUGUAUAUUUUAGAAAAUAUCAUUAUUCUUAUUAAUCACACUACCAUUAUUCUCCAGAUAUCAUUUCAUUCUUGUACAUAUAUAGCCUAGGCUAGGCGAGACAGUUUUGUAUUUUGGAUCAGAACUUCAGCAAAAAUAAAUUUAUCUAUUGUAAAAG
Molecule: messenger RNA, 2540 nt
Organism: Diprion similis
Lineage: Eukaryota; Metazoa; Arthropoda; Insecta; Hymenoptera; Diprionidae
Gene: Arp2
Product: actin-related protein 2
Exons: 8
Coding region: 342-1544 (400 amino acids)
Biological process (GO): Arp2/3 complex-mediated actin nucleation
Cellular component (GO): actin cortical patch; Arp2/3 protein complex
Molecular function (GO): actin filament binding
Source: RefSeq, a predicted model, not a curated record